AUGCGGACUCUUCCUGAGGGUGAUUGUAUUAGUGAGGACACUGAACGUACUGCAGAAUUCAAAAUUAUUGAAUUGGACAUCGAAAAGUGGUGUCCAGCACUUAUUGAUUAUGUCAGCCAAGAAAUUAAAGACGAGAUGGAGAAAGAAGAAGAUUGGCUUAUUGAAAUUUUAUUUUAUGAUGUUAUUAAAAUGCUUCAUCCAGUCAUAUUUGAUAAAAUGAUCGAAGAAAGAUUUUCUGAUAAAGCUUCUCUAAUUGCAGUUCCGCCAAAUACUGUUCUCCGGGGUUCCGUAAUGUAUGGGUUAAAUAAAAAGGCUGUAGCGAAUCGAAAUCAACUAUGA
Molecule: messenger RNA, 339 nt
Organism: Diversispora eburnea
Lineage: Eukaryota; Fungi; Glomeromycota; Glomeromycetes; Diversisporales; Diversisporaceae
Source: the annotation of a GenBank genome assembly